AUGCCCGCGGCGAACUGCGCUGAUCGCGCAUCAGCACUGGGCGCAUUGUCCUCGACACCACCGGCCAUGAUUGUAUUAUACGGCCUGUCGCUCGCGUCGCUGGUGCUGAGCGCCGUUGGUGCGACUGACUUGAACACCACUGAGUGCCAGGAUCACCACAGCUCACACACAGAGCCCUGCACACAGCCCAUCGAAGAUGUCGUUGCCGUCACACGCGGCUCGUUCUACAUUGCGAAAAUACGGUGCUACGAUUGCCCGCAUGCGAACAGGGCGAUGCCCAGCGGGCCAGAAAUAGUGCUUGAAGAUAAUGACUUGCUAUUCAACAUCGAGCUCUCCAACGAUAAGCGCACCGUCUUCCUGAACAAUCAACCCUUCUUCCCAACUUUACCAACCAUUCCCACACCGCCGCAGAUCCAAGUGCCCCAAGUCCGCACUGACUUCUCCAAUACAAAUCUGUCCAUUGCUCUGGAAUGCCACAACCCGUCAUGCGGGUCAGGCGGAAAGAUGUCCUUCGAAUGCACGACAUGGUGCUGGGAGCUUCAGCUUGACACGCCUCCCAUCGACUACCUCUACACAAAGAAACGCACUGAGUACAACGGCGACGACAGCGUAGCCGAGGCAGAACACUGGGAGUUCGGCUUUGACGCGAUUGGCAGCUCUGCUCCACUCGUCAGGCAUUCAGAGCGGGGCUUUGAUCACCCCAAACAAAAGAUGCUCAAGGUCGUAGUAGAAGGCGUGGCAGUGGAUACUGGAGCCCCGAGGAAGGGACAAGACACUUUGUUCAGCCCCAUCGCUGAGGAUGAGACCAUUUACGAUUAUCGUAUCAUUGACGUAAAGCUGGUGGACAGGGAGUACAAGUUUCCCAUACUGAAACCGCUCUCCUUGCACCAGAGCAUCUUGCGCUUCUUUGGGAACGAUGUCUGGGAAGACGAGGGUCGACUCGUCUACAUCCACAAGCAGUGGAACCAGUACGGCAAAGCAGGAACUCUACGCAGCUUAUUUGGCGACUUCAUCCACUGGGAACUAUGGGAACUGGUUGCAAUCAUUGCGUUCUCCGUCGUCGGCGGGCUUCUCGCGCUUUACGGCGUUUACAGGCUUUUCUUCUGGGUCCAAGCGCAGCGAGAGCUAAUGAAAUGGGACGGGAUGGACGAUGUCUGGGACAAAUUGAGGCGAGAGAGAGAAGAGGAGGAAAACGCGCUGCUGAAUGGGGUGUAUCGAGACGAGCCCGAUGAGGGCAGCAGUCCGAGACCUCCUCAGUAUACCGAUGAUCUGGACACGAUGAAGCCAUUACCGACGAAGCCAUUGCCGGAGAAGCCGCUGCCAGAUGUGCCGCUCAUAGAUGCGUGA
Molecule: messenger RNA, 1347 nt
Organism: Parastagonospora nodorum SN15
Lineage: Eukaryota; Fungi; Ascomycota; Dothideomycetes; Pleosporales; Phaeosphaeriaceae
Exons: 2
Coding region: 1-1347 (448 amino acids)
Source: RefSeq, a predicted model, not a curated record